AACCGAUAAACAAAUUUAAAUUACAAAGUUUCCAGGAAUUAUUAUUAUUUUAAUUCUCUAUAGAAACGGGAAUAAUUAGUAUCGGAGCUAACGGAUAACGCUUAUACUAAUAUUUUUUCAUCAUUAAAGCUGUAUUUGUGACUACAAAUUUUUGAUAUAUUAAGAAUAAGUAAGGAAACUUAAUAUCGCUCAACAUAUAGGAUAAUAUUGAACGAAAUUGCCGACUAAGGAAAAAUCUGGAGAAUGCAAGCCCCCAUAAGUAAUUCAGAGGGGGUUCGUCAAGCUUUACAUUUCCCAAGAAAGUCGUCCUAUCCUGGAAGACAGUUGGAAUUUAGGGAACCUAGAGCACCUUUUGCAGUAAACUAUGAACCACCUACUCAUAAAAUACCUUCAUACAAUUCUGCUGGUAAGUCGUCUUCCGCUUGUCAAUGGCCAUAUCCAAAACAACAUAAAGUCAAUAGAAGUUACAAUGUUAGUGCUUUGGAUCUAAGUCAUCGUAAUGCUAGCGAGACUAAGAUAAGCCGAAAUGCUCCAUUCGCUCCGAGACUCUUGGAAAACGAUAGCGUUUUCGAUUAUAGAGGUUAUCCUUCCGCUAAUGGACUCAGGGCUGAUAUUCCGUCCUAUAGUUCUCUUCAUGAUCCUCAUUUACAUGAUUUUUUUACUAAAAAGUUUCUUGGUCAUGUGCCAAGUCGACCUAAUAGCGCAAGUACAUCAUCCAGUAGAAUAAGAAAAUCUUUAACAUCUAGAUUAGCUGCUAGGAAUACGACUGGUAAAAAGAAACAUGACGUCCUGUACAAAAUUACAGUUUUAACCGGAAAUAGGAAAAAUGCAGAAACAAAAUCCAAAGUUUUUAUAAGGUUAAAAGGUACCAAGGCAAAGCUACCUAGGAAGAGAUUAUCGAAGAAAAUCAAAAAUAGGCCUGGAAAGAGAUUUGUCUUUGAACGUGGAAGUACAAAUACUUUUAAGAUGAGAGGAAAUGAUAUUGGAGAUUUAACAUCUAUAAUAAUUGAGCAUGACGGAAUUACAAAAGAAGAAAGCUGGUUUCUAGAACAAAUCGAAAUAACUAAUACAGCUAAUGGAAAAACAUGGAUAUGUAUUUGUAAAAAUUGGCUAUCCCUAUUUGAAGGUGAUGGAAAAUUAAGUAGAGAGUUGUUUGUAAGACAAUACUCAAGAACAGAGUAUGAGAUUGUAACUGUUACUGGAGAUAAACUUAAUGGAGGAACAAAUGCUAAAGUAUUUGUUACUUUUUAUGGAAAACAUGGUAUCUCACCUAAGAUACAAUUGAGAAAUAAUAUAGGAGAUACGUUCGAAAGGAAUAAAAGCGAUGUUUUUAUUGUUAAAUCAAAUUGCGUUGGUCCAAUUGACAAAAUACGUAUCGAACACGACAAUACGGGCCUAGGACCUGGAUGGUUUCUAGAGAGAGUUGUCGUAACAGAUCUAAAGAAUAAAAGGUGGCGAUAUUAUUUCCCUUGCGGAAAAUGGUUAGCGAAAGAUGAAGGCGAUGGAAGGAUAUCAAGAGAUUUAGUUGGAACACUGGACCCAUCUAAAGUUGUUUCAGGACAAAAAUAUAAGAUAUCUGUGCUUACUGGUUCGAAGAGUGGAUCUGGCACAAGCGCCAAUGUAUAUGCGACAAUUUUUGGGGAAUCAGGUGAUUCUGGUGAACAUAAAUUAGGAUCCAGUUUUAAAUCAGGAAGUAAAAAUGAGAUUACUAUCGAAUGCCCGUCUUUGGGUAACCUUAAACGAGUUCAUAUUGGACACGACAACUCUGGUCUGGGUCCUGGAUGGUAUUUGGAAAAGAUUAUUGUCGACGAUAUUAAACACGAUAGAGUUUACGAUUUCCCCUGUAACAAAUGGCUAGCUAGGGAUGAAGAUGAUGGUCUAAUUUCCCGAGAUCUUAUUCAUAAUGUGGGAGCAGUUGGCAACUUGCCGGGUAUUUCUUAUCAUUUGAAAGUGAUUACAGGAAAUGUUGAAUCGGCUGGAACAUCGGCAAGAGUUUAUAUUAUAAUGCACGGAAGUAAGAACCAAACCAGCGGAAAAGUUUGGUUGGAUAAUGGAAAAUUUGAUAGAGGACGAACCGACUUACUAGAAUUCGAUAUAAAUGAAAACUUAAGUCCUAUUUCGAAAAUUGAAAUUGGUCAUGAUGACUCUGGUCCAGGCUCUGGAUGGUUUCUUGAUAGAGUUGUAAUAUUUUGUCCGGCAACUGGUAUUGAACAAUUUUUUCUGUGCGAUAAAUGGUUGGCAACCGAUGAAGGAGACGGUCUUAUUGAGAGAACGUUGUUUGAAAAUACUUCUAUGAGAAAAAUUAAAGAUAAACAAAAAACUUGGGUUGUUAAUGUUACUACUUCAAAUAUUUCUGGAGCAGGAACCGAUGCCAAUGUUAAAAUGGUCUUAUACGGAAAAAAUAAAGAUGGAGUAUAUAAAAAAACUGAUGACAUUACUCUGGAUAAUAGAGGCAAUAAUUUUGAGGCUGGAGAAACAGAUUCGUUUAAGAUUCACGCAUCUGCAGUUGGAACACCUUAUAAACUAAGAAUAUGGCACGAUAAUUCAAAUCCAGCAGCGGGAUGGCAUUUAGAUAAGAUUGAUCUUAUUUCUCCAAAUGGCAAAAUAUACCUCUUCAACUGCCAAAGAUGGCUUGCAACGGACGAAGACGAUUACGAAAUAAUUAGGGAAUUACCGGCAGAAGGAGAACUAGUUAAAAAAGUUCAACAAUUAAAAAAAUACAAAGUUCAAAUUAUUACUGGAAAUAAGAGAAAAGCUGGUACAGAUGCAAAUGUCUACAUUAACAUCUACGGCGAACAGGGUGACACUGGAAAUAGAUUCUUAAGAAAUUCCAAAACGAAUAGAAACAAAUUUGAGAGGGGAAACACGGAUGAAUUUAUUAUAGAGGCUGUUGACUUGAGAAAGAUUAAAUGUAUUAAAAUAGGACACGAUGGAGCCAACUUUGGUGCUGGGUGGUUCUUGGAUAAAGUUGUUAUUGAAGAUUUAAGUAAUUCUAAAAAUAAAGAAACUUUCGACGUUCAACGAUGGUUCGACAAGGGCGAAGAUGAUGGAUUAAUUGAAAGAGUCAUUAUGCCUGGCGGAUCUAGUGCAUUGCAGACAACGACGUAUAUCGUAUCAGUAAAAACUGGAAAUAAAUCUGGUGCAGGCACUGAUGCUAAUGUUCAUUUGAAAUUAUUUGGUGAAAAAUCUGACACUGAUGAAUUAACGCUAAAAUAUUCCGAUAAUACAUCAAAUAAAUUUGAACGUGGGCGGACUGAUGUCUUCAAACUAGAAGCAUCUGAUAUUGGAAAAAUAAAAAUGUUAAGAAUAGGACAUGACGGUAGUAAUCCAGGUUCUGGUUGGUUUCUUGACGACGUAUCAAUUGACGUUCCAUCUAGAGGUGAAAUGUAUAGAUUUGCCUGUCACCGCUGGCUAGACAAAUCGGAAGGGGAUGGUCUAAUAGAAAUCGAAAUGAAUCCUACGGAUUAUCUUGAAGGAGACAUAAAAAUUCCUCACGAAAUCAAAGUAUGGACUGGAGACAAAAUGGGCGGCGGUACCGAUGCUAAUGUUUUCCUUCAAAUGUAUGGGGAAUCUGGUAAAACUGAAGAAAUUCCCCUAAGGAAUAAAACUGACAACUUUGAAAGAAAUCAAUUAGAUACUUUUAAAAUUUAUGCGCCGGAUGUUGGUAAAAUAUUAAAAAUUCGUAUCGGCCAUGAUGGAACAGGUCGAGGAGCUGGAUGGUAUAUGGAAAAAUUGGUUAUAAUAAAAAGCUCUCUGGUUGCUGGUCGGAGAAAGUUGAAAAAGAAACCUUCGCUCAGAAAGAUUGGUCGUUGCGACGCUCCAGAAGAGGAUAACGAUGAAGAGGAGGAAAGAGUUGACGAACGUAUUAUGGAAAGACGACGAAGGAAAACUAUUGAAAAGAUAGAAGCCUUUGGGGCUGGGGAAAUAGAUAAAAUUGAGGAAUAUUGGUUUGUUUGUCAGAAAUGGUUUGCCAAAGAUGAAGAUGAUAAAAAGAUUGUCAGAACACUUUUACCAACAACUCAGGACGGUAAACCUCUUAGGGAGGGCCUUAAAGAACUCGAUUAUCGAGUUAUCGUCUUUACUGCCGAUGUAAGUGGGGCGGGAACUAAUGCGAAUGUUUACCUUAGUCUUACCGGAGAUAUGGGUGAUAGUGGUGAGAUUCACCUCUCAAAGUCCCAAAAUUUUGAUAAAUUCGAGCAAAAUCAAGAGGACGUUUUUAACUUGACUUUCCCCGACAUUGGCCGACUUUCAAAAGCAAAAAUCAGACACGACAAUAAAGGUAUAGGAUCUUCCUGGUUUCUAGGUCAUAUAGAAGUAGAAGAUCCAAAGAGAAGAGAAAUUGUCUAUUUUCCAUGCCAGAAUUGGUUAUCUACAAAAGAAGGGGAUGGUCUUCUUUGCAGGGAGCUCGUUCCUGUUGACCGUUCUUUGAAAGAUGAGAUAACAAAGAGUAAAUCUCUUAGUAUUAUAGCAGCCGAAAUAGCCAAGGCUAAAACUAUUUAUACAUUGAAUGUCUAUACCGGUAACGUGUUUAAAGCAGGAACCGAUGCAAACGUCUACGUAUAUUUAUUUGGCAAAGAUGAUAGUAUUGGACCAAUACCUUUAAAGCACUCAUUGACCUAUAGUAACAAAUUUGAAAGAGACCAAGUUGACAAGUUUCAAAUAGAAGCCGUUGGUUUAGGAACCUUACAGAAACUAAGAAUUGGACACGAUGAUAAGAAUUUAUCAUCAGACUGGUUUCUGGAUAAAGUUGAAAUUGAAUGUCCAUCUGAAGGACGAAAUUACAUCUUCCCAUGCGGAAAAUGGUUGGCUAAGGGUAAAGAAGACGGAUUGAUAGAGAGAGAUCUAUAUCCUCACGAGGAUGCGACUGAAACCUAUGAAAAAUGUAUACCGUAUAACUUUACUAUUUAUACAACGGAUAAAAUUGGAGCUGGUACGGAUGCUGAUGUUUUUGUGAAGCUCUUUGGACAAGAUACCUGUACAAAACAAGUUAGUUUAUGCCUUGAUAAAAGGGAAAGGAAGAAGAAAUUUAAAGCUGGAGCUAAAGAAGAUUUUGUUAUUAAUUUGGAAGAUGUUGGUGAAAUAGAAAAAUUACAAAUAGGUCAUGAUAAUUCUGGUAUUGGAGCCGCUUGGCAUUUACAAAAGGUAGAAGUUAGAAAACUCAAUCCAACUGGAAGUGAUGAAAAAGCCACUUCGGGUUCAGACACUUACAUAUUCGAAUGCGAUAAAUGGUUUGAUAAGAAUAAGGGCGAUAGAGCUAUUGUUAGAGAUUUAGUUGCGAAGGAUGUCAUCAAGGAGAGGAGGAAUAAAAGAGGAGCAUUGGAAAAAAAGAAACUAACCAGAAGAGAUACUUUAACGAUGAUCAAAUAUACUGUGGACGUGUAUACUGGAGACCAAAGUGGUGCUGGAACAAAUGCUAAUGUCUUUUUAACCAUGUAUGGUAGUAAAGGCGAUAGUGGAGAGCAGCAGUUAACAAAAUCCGAAACUCAUUUUGAUAAAUUCGAAAGAAAUCACUGUGAUAAAUUUUAUAUUGAGAAUGCGGAUCUUGGAAAAUUAUUCAAAAUCUUUAUCAGGCACGAUGAUAGUGGUCUAAGAUCUGAUUGGUUCUUGGACAGGGUUGAAAUUAAUGAUGAAUUUCACGGUGACAAAUAUAUCUUCUAUUGUGAGAGAUGGCUUGCUAAAAAGAAAGGAGAUGGAAAAUUAGGGAGACAGAUUGCAGAAAAGAAUUAUACAGGAGAACUGACAAGUAAUUCAUCCCUUAACUCAAGCAGAAAGGGUAGUACUCUUAGUAUGGAAUCUCACUCGAGUAAGAGUCCAAGGGUAAGAAGAAAGGAGUUGGAGAAUAUACCAGAAAAUCCAAUCCCUUAUACCAUUAAAGUACAAACUGGUAAAAGUUUUGAUCAUGGAACCUCGAGUAAUGUUUGGGUGAAUCUAAAGGGCUCGAAGAAAGAAACUGGUAGAGUACCUCUAGAGUUCCAGACCGAAAACAAUAGAUUCAAUCCGGGUUCCAUAGAGAACUUUUCAAUUGAUGCGGAAGAUAUUAGAAAACUGAAAUCUAUCGAGAUUGGACACGAUGGAGUUUCAACAGGAAGUGGCUGGUUUCUAGAACAACUAACAGUUGAUAUGCCAACGAAGGGUAAAUCUUACACUUUCCAAUGUAAACAAUGGCUUGCUAUCGACAAAGACGACGGAAAAACUACAAGAGUAUUUAAUGUUGAUGAUCAAGAUUCAAAAUCAGUUGUAUCGUAUUCACCAAAAAUACCAUACGAAUUGACUCUAAUUACUGCUGAUGAAAGUGGAGCUGGAAGCGAUUGUCAAGUAUCUAUACAGCUAUUCGGUUCGGCAUGUAGUUCGGAAACUAUUCAUAUUCCGAAGAGAACCGACAGAUUCGAGAGAGGAAGAGAAGACGAAAUUAAAUUUGAAAUGGAAGAUUUAUCGUCAAUCACUAAAAUGCGAGUUAUGGUCGAUGGUAAAGGCGAAAGAAGCGAGUGGCUCCUAAAAGAAGCAAGAGUUUUGCAUACUUUAACGGGUGAUAAAUAUGUAUUUAAAUGUAAUGAAUGGCUGGGAAGAGGACCUAAUGCCAAAGGUAGACUGAGUCACGAUAUGGUGGCUCUGCUAAGAGGUAAAGCUCAACUAAAAUCGACAAACUAUACAAUUAUGAUUAAAACAACGAAUAAAACGCACGCCGGAACCAGUGCAAAUGUUACGUUAGAACUAUUCGGUGAAAAAGGAAAUAGCGGUGAAUUAAAACUAAAGAAACCAAAAUCGGGACAAAAACCCUUUCAAAAAGGUCAAACUGACGAAUUUUCAUUCGACUUGCUCAGUCUUGGAAGUUUGCUUAAAAUACGUAUACAACACGAUGAUUCAGGCUUCGGGUCUGGCUGGCACUUGGAGAAUGUUGAAGUCAUGGAUAAUAACGAAAAAUUUACCUACAAAUUUAUCUGUAAUAAAUGGCUUAGUAAAUCUGACGAUGAUAAGCAAAUCAUUCGAGAAAUACCUUGCUCAAAUCCAAGGACUCCCGAGUCUUCGAGGAGGGGAAAACACACUUAUGAAUUUGAAAUUAUUACGGGGGAUAAAAAAGAUGCCGGUAUAGUGCACAAUUGCUGGAUAAUACUUUGCGGAACAAGCGGCGAUACUGAUCUUAUAUUCUUGAGGAAUGAUUCUAAAACUUGUUUCAAGAGAGGAGAAACUGCAACGUUCGAAAUGAAAAUAAAAAGUGUUGGCGAUAUUCAAACAAUUAAGGUUGGAGCCUAUGCAAGAGAUGAAGAUAGGUUCAACGAAAAUGCAGAAGGCCGAACAAAUGAAUGGUUCUGCCAUACCGUUAAAAUCACCGAUUGUACUACAGGCGAUAAAUUCAACUUCUCUUGUAAAGAUUGGAUUCAAGUUACGAGAAAACCAAAGAAGAGAUAUGCUGUUGAGUGCAAUUUAAAAAAGAAACAGGAAGGAUCCAUAGGUGCUAUUGCAGCUCCUUUGGAAAACGUUAAAUAUGAUAUUCACGUAUUCACUGGAGACGAACCGCAGGCGUCUACUGAUUCCAACGUAUUUAUAACAAUAUUUGGAAAGUUUGGUGAUAGCGGCAAAAGAAAACUAACAAAAAAAUUCACAAACCUAUUCGAAAAAGGCAACAAAGAUACUUUUACAAUCGACUGCGUAGAUCUAGGAGAUUUAACCAAAAUAAAAAUAGAACAUGAUGGUUCGUCAUUUUUCAAAACUGAUUGGUUCCUAGACAAGGUCGAAGUAUACAAACAAACUACUGGAUCUAGAGUAGUAUUCCCAUGUAAUCAAUGGUUGAGCAAGAAGAGAGGGGAUCGUCAAACUUGGAGAGAACUGUUACCUCAAGAAUAA
Messenger RNA from Dimorphilus gyrociliatus, 7842 nucleotides. NCBI's taxonomy places the organism in Eukaryota, Metazoa, Annelida, Polychaeta, Dinophilidae. The record is from the annotation of a GenBank genome assembly.